ACUUAAAAUGGUCCCUCAAAGGAUCUGUACGCAAAUUGUUGAUGAGAAUAAAUCAUUUAAUAAGGAUAUACCUCAAUUCAUGCGACAGGUAAACUUGGCAGAUGCUGGGUUUAAUUAUCAUGUAGUUGCUGUCUUGGGUUCUCAGUCUACGGGCAAAAGUACGCUAUUGAACCAAUUGUUCGGUACAACGUUCGAUGUUAUGGAUGCUGGUAAAAGACAGCAAACAACAAAAGGUAUCUGGCUGUCAAAGGCUCAAGAAUCUCCCAUCCUUGUUAUGGAUGUAGAGGGAACUGAUGGCCGUGAACGAGGUGAUGAUCAGGAUUUUGAACGAAAGUCAGCUCUAUUUUCGAUCGCUACUAGUGAAGUAAUCAUCGUGAACAUGUGGGAACAUCAAGUAGGGCUUUAUCAAGGCUCUAAUAUGGUUUUACUGAAAACUGUGUUAGAAGUCCAUCUUCAACUGUUCCACGCAAAGAAAGAAAGAAGCUUACUUCAAUUUGUAAUUCGUGAUUACAUAGGCACUACGUCUAUGGAAAAUUUGUCUGAAACGAUAAAGACAGAUUUGAUGAACGUCUGGUCUUCGCUAGCGAAACCCCCUGGCUUGGAAAGUUCUAAGAUUACCGACUUCUUUGACCUUGGAUUUACUGGGCUUCCCCAUAAAAUACUUUGUUCAGAAGCAUUUGAUACAGCGGUUGACUCACUUCGCACAAGAUUUGCGAACAACGAUGCUCCCGAUUAUGUAUUUGAUCCUAGCUAUCACAAGCGUAUUCCUGCAGACGGAUUUUCUCUGUAUACACGAGAAAUAUGGGAAACCAUUGAAAAUAAUAAAGAUCUUGACUUGCCCACACAACAGCAGCUUCUGGCACAAUAUCGCUGUGAUGAAAUCAUAGCCGAAGCUAUGGAACCUUUUACGAAAGCUUGUAACAUUUUACAAAGUGAAUUCUUACCAGGAAACAUUUGUGAAAACUUGCCAAUUCGUAUGCAGGAAAUGUUUGAUCAAGUUAUGAAAGAUUACGAUCGACAAGCUAAGAGGUAUAAUAACGCCAUUUAUGAGAAAAAGAAACAAGAAUUAUUACGGAGCGUGGAUACAUCUUUGUAUGUCUUUUUCCAGGCUCAAUUGAAUGCUUUGCAAAAAGAGUUAGUCAGUUCAUUUAUGAAAACGGCCGAAAAUUUCCCGUGUAACAGACCAUUUAAGGAAUUAGCUGCUAAAGAAAUCGAAAAAUCUAAAACUCGUAUGCAAGAAGAGGCUCAAUCUCUAAUGAUUGCUAAUAUUGAUUGGGACUCAAAGCAAUUCUUGCUUAAAUUAUCGGAAGAGUUAGAAAGCUCUUGUAAUUCUGUUUGCAAGCAAAAAUUGUCUUCUAAAAUAACAGAAAUGCGUACUACCCUGGAAACUCGGGUUGCGGAAUCACUUGAAAUUGCACUUCAAAAGCCUAAUCUUAAAGUUUGGGAUGGUUUGCUCGAUGAACUUUUGACAAAUCAAAAGCAGGCUACGGAUGAGAUUACUCGUCUAUUUCCUCUCUUUAUGGAUUCAACAGAACCGGAAUUAAACCAAAGCUACAUUCAUGACUUUAAAAAAGACUCAUGGAUUGCAUUUCGGAAGAAGGUUGCGCUUGAAAUGUCUGAUGUUCUUCUUCAGCAGCGAUUGCGCAUGUUUUUUGAAGAAACAUUUCGAUAUGAUUCUGAUGGCAUGCCAAAGCUCUUCAAAAAGUCAGGCACGCUUGAUCGCGAUUACAGAGAUAGUGUUACCAAGACGUUGGAAUUGAUACAAGUUCUUUCCUGUAUCAAGUAUUCGGAUGGAAGAAUUCCUGAACUUGGAAUUGACGUGAAAGAGAUUGAUUCCUCAUUUUCAACUCCUACUGAAUUUUUGACAAUUUUAAAUCGAAAGCGAGUCUCAAGUACUUCUGUAAACCUUAAGAGAACAGCGGAUUUGAUAUAUUUGGAUUGUAAGCGAUCUCUCGUGAGUACACAAACAAGGAUUCCACCAUACUUUUGGGCAUUGCUUUUGGUACUUGGAUGGAACGAAUUAAUGGCCGUUCUUCGAAACCCCUUCUUUUUUAUGCUUCUAGUGUUAGGAGGGUCCUUAUUGUAUAUUCUUUAUGCGACAGGAAUGAUAGGGCCAGCUAGAGUUAUUGCCAAUCGAGCAGCUGCCGGUGUGGUGGAUUAUGUUACUGAUAAGGUUACAGAUUCCUAUGAAGAUCGCACAAAUAUGCAACGAGAAAGUAGCUUUUCAAGAGAAAAUUCCUCAGAAAAAACGAGCAUAGACGGUGAACUAGAGAAAGCCGCUCUUUCCUAAGUGUUUUGUGUGGACCCUUUUUCUGCUAGGCCUGCGCGAUAUUGUUUUGUUGAAUGAAGUAAGAUAUAUGUAACGUAUUUUAUUUGACUUUUAUGCUCAAACAUGAUUUUCGUUCAUGAGUUAAUAUACAUGUUGUUAAAGUAUUACAGAUAGAAAAAAAAAAUAUCCUUUUGUUUGUCCCUGCAGUAUGAUUGUGAUUCUAUGGUUUGUAUGCUCAAU
Schizosaccharomyces cryophilus OY26 is the source of this 2509-nucleotide messenger RNA. RefSeq names its product GTP binding protein Sey1. The record is from RefSeq and is a predicted model, not a curated record. The coding region runs from base 8 to 2290 and encodes 760 amino acids. Gene Ontology annotation, cellular component: endoplasmic reticulum. Gene Ontology annotation, molecular function: GTPase activity; GTP binding. Gene Ontology annotation, biological process: endoplasmic reticulum membrane fusion. The transcript has 4 exons. NCBI's taxonomy places the organism in Eukaryota, Fungi, Ascomycota, Schizosaccharomycetes, Schizosaccharomycetales, Schizosaccharomycetaceae.